AUGUCAUCAGUGGUGUAUUACAAGUUCUUACAUCAGAAGAACAAGUCAGUGAUCUAUUUUGAUGGAACUGCCAUAACGGUAUUUGAUUUGAAACGAGACAUUAUACUACAGAAUCAACUUGGAAGUGGUCAUGAUUUUAAUUUAAGAUUAUAUCAUUCUGAACAACCAGAGGUUGAAUAUGAAUUGGAUCAAGAUUCUAUACCAAGAUCAUCAUAUGUUUUGGCAAAGCGAUCACCUGCCAUUGCAAAAGCUGGUAGAGCUGCUAAUGCUUCCAGAUAUAUUACUGGUAAACCAAGAGUAAAUAGAAGAGUUAUUAAUACUACCAAUACCAAUAAUUCAGCUGCUUUAGCAGCUUCUGCCAAUAAUACAACUACUGAUAUAGCGUUGGAUGAUACUAUAUCUGAAGCUGAUAAGAUUAAAUUAAUCCUUGAAAAGCAAUCUGCUUCAUGGACUCAAACUCAAGAUGAAUUGGCUACUCAUAAGAUGGUGUAUAAUAGACCAUCAGCAACUUCAGGUAAACCAGAAGAUGCUCCUCCUCCAGGUUAUAUUUGUUAUCGUUGUGGUAAGAAGGAUCAUUGGAUUAAGAAUUGUCCUACUAAUAAUGAUCCUAACUUUGAAGGUAAGAAGAUUUUAAGAACCACUGGUAUUCCUCGUUCAUAUUUAAAAACCAUUAGUAAAGAACAAUUUGAAAAACAAAAGGAAUCAAGUGAAGUAUCUACCAAUGAUAAUGGUGAUUUGGUUGAUAAAGAUGGUCAAGCUAUUUUAAUUACUGAUGAAGGUGAAUAUGCCGUGGCAGUGGCUGAUAGUAAAACAUGGAUUACUUAUCAAGAAAAACAACAAAAUGCAGCUCUUAAAGCAAGACAAGAAUUUGAUGCUAAAAUUAUAGAAGCAAUUGAACAAGAUAAAAAGUAUGAAUUCUUGGAUCCAUUAAUUAAUCCUAAUAAUGAAAGAGUUAAACGAUAUUUAAAGAAUCCUAUUGUUAUGACUCCUUGUUGUCAAGAUAAAUCUAGAUUACAAAAAUUAACUAAUUUCAAUUAUAAUCAAACUGAGUUAGAACAAGUAUUAAUUGAAAAUGAUUUCCAUUGUCCAAAUUGUGGUACAGAAGAUAUUUAUAUUGAUGAUUUAAUUCCAAAUAAGUCAUUAGAAGAAGAAUUAGCAGAGUAUAUUAAAGGAGUAGAGGCUAAAUUAGGGGUUGAGAACCCAUUAAAAAGACCUGCACCAGGUGAUGAAGAGAAUGGAGAAGGAGACGAUUCUAAGAUUCAAAAGUUGGAUUUACCAGUAAGACCAAAUGUUUUUACACCCACACCAGUACCAAUACCAGGUCAACCACCAAUGGGAUUACCUAUACCUCCAUUUGGUAUGCCACCAAUACCCAUGCCAAUGCCAGGUAUGCCAAUACCAGGUAUGCCUAUGUAUAUGCCACCACCACCUCCUGGUAUGCCAUUAUCAUUCCCUCCUCAACCUCCUCAGAACAGUAAUAAUAAUGGUAAUGGUCAUGUACAAUAG
Scheffersomyces coipomensis is the source of this 1506-nucleotide messenger RNA. Its product is annotated as cleavage polyadenylation factor subunit. Gene Ontology annotation, biological process: ubiquitin-dependent protein catabolic process; protein ubiquitination. Lineage: Eukaryota; Fungi; Ascomycota; Pichiomycetes; Serinales; Debaryomycetaceae. Gene Ontology annotation, cellular component: nucleus. The coding region runs from base 1 to 1506 and encodes 501 amino acids. The record is from RefSeq and is a predicted model, not a curated record. Gene Ontology annotation, molecular function: nucleic acid binding; zinc ion binding; ubiquitin protein ligase activity. The transcript has a single exon.